This is a messenger RNA of Linum tenue, 921 nucleotides long. The record is from the annotation of a GenBank genome assembly. NCBI's taxonomy places the organism in Eukaryota, Viridiplantae, Streptophyta, Magnoliopsida, Malpighiales, Linaceae.
CGCCGCUGCCGCCACCGAACAGCUGCGAUACCAAUCGACACAAAGAACCGAGAAAUCCCAUCCGCCCGAAGAGAGCUCGCCGGAGAGAUGGAUCCAGAUACAGUGGCGAAGGCGUUCGUCGAACACUACUACUCGACCUUCGACACGAAUCGGGCCGGGCUCGUCGGGUUGUACCAGGAUGGUUCCAUGUUGACGUUCGAGGGCCAGAAGAUUCAGGGGGCGCAGAACAUCGCCGCCAAGCUCACGAGCCUUCCUUUCGAGCAGUGCAAGCACUCCAUCACCACCGUCGAUUGCCAGCCUUCGGGACCCGCCGGCGGGAUGGUCGUGUUUGUCAGCGGGAAUCUGCAAUUGGCAGGAGAGCAGCACCCGCUCAAGUUCAGUCAGGUAAUGUUUCACUUGAUGCCAACUCAAGGAAGUUUCUUUGUGUUCAACGAUAUCUUCCGUUUGAACUACGCAUGAAGACAAUGAAAGAUCCCUUACGUAAGACGAGAGUCCUGUUAUUAUGGAUUGUGGUCAUCUUUUGCUUGAAGACAAGAGAAUGGUGUAUUUGCUUCCGUUUCCGCCUUCAAAUGUUGUUUUUGUUUAAUUUUCAAUCCACCAUGGAACUUUAGCUGGUUUGGAUUUUGGUAUGCAGAUUUGAUGAUACUUGAUAGAAUUGUAAAAGCCAUUGUACUAUCCCCUCUGAAACGGUUGGCUUUUAAGCUGGAAGAGUAGAUGUACGUGGAAUAUUGUUUUCUUCUUGUUCUACUUGUGGAGAGUCGCUGAAUGGGUUUCUUUAUUCUCCCUUUUGUCUUGCCUUAAGAGGUUUAUCUUGGUGAGCUCGUUGUGAAGCUUGAAAAUUAUAGCUAUUUAGUGACAUUGUUUAGCUGAGUGAAUUUGUUUAGAGAAAGUGGAAAAGAAACAGAAUUUGUCUUAUGUAGA